Triplophysa dalaica is the source of this 656-nucleotide messenger RNA. RefSeq names its product heat shock factor binding protein 1b (gene hsbp1b). NCBI's taxonomy places the organism in Eukaryota, Metazoa, Chordata, Actinopteri, Cypriniformes, Nemacheilidae. Gene Ontology annotation, molecular function: transcription corepressor activity. The record is from RefSeq and is a predicted model, not a curated record. Gene Ontology annotation, biological process: cellular heat acclimation. Gene Ontology annotation, cellular component: cytosol; nucleus. The transcript has 4 exons. Bases 121 to 357 code for a protein of 78 amino acids.
UCGCGAUAACCCUUCGUGAUUUCGCCUCCAGCUGAUCAUUAGAUAGCAGAGCUGGGGAGAUAAAACAUUUAAGACGAAGCAUCAUUUCUAACUGUACAUAUCUAUUUAUUUGAAGAAAUAAUGGCAGAUACAGACCCCAAAUCGGUGCAGGAUCUCACGGCAGUGGUGCAGACUUUGCUGCAGCAGAUGCAGGACAAGUUCCAGACCAUGUCAGAUCAGAUCAUCGGGAGAAUUGAUGAAAUGAGCACACGAAUUGAUGACCUGGAGAAGAAUAUAGCAGACUUGAUGACUCAGGCAGGAGUGGAAGAGUUUGAAGGAGGCGACAACAAGGUCAAAGAGGGAGGAGAAGCCUCCUAGUAGAGGAAGAAACUACAGACACUCUUCAGGAGCAGCAAGAUUUUCUCUAUGGUGACUAACAUGUUUUGAUUUGAUGCUUUUUUUUUUUAAAAACUAGAAGUAUGGUCAGUUCUAAUACUGUGACUGUAUUCUAGCCUUUCCCCUAUUUCUCUAAUGCAUUGCUGAAAACUUUUUAAAUCCACAAUAACCAACUGUAGAACUGAAUUUUUGUGUAACUGUAACCGCACUACCCCAAGUGCCAACCUAACACCAUUCCAAAACAGUUGAAUGUGUUGUAGAAAUAAAGUUGUUUCAUAAAA